This is a messenger RNA of Apodemus sylvaticus (European woodmouse), 2810 nucleotides long. RefSeq names its product zinc finger protein 773-like. Bases 189 to 1754 code for a protein of 521 amino acids. NCBI's taxonomy places the organism in Eukaryota, Metazoa, Chordata, Mammalia, Rodentia, Muridae. The record is from RefSeq and is a predicted model, not a curated record. The transcript has 7 exons. Gene Ontology annotation, biological process: regulation of immune system process; negative regulation of transcription by RNA polymerase II; regulation of cytokine production.
UAAGGGUUGCAUGCAGAUGAUUAUCUUCCUGGAUGCUUGCUUAAGAUCAGAGGAAAACUGGUUUUACAGCUCGCUGUCCAAGACUUGAAGGCUCGAGAGGAGCGAGGCUUUGUCCUCCGGCAGACCGAUUUGAAGUCUACAAGGACCUCUUGUGAUUGGUUGCAGGCGUGAGAAGACUACCCCUGUCCAUGGACCCAACAACCCAGCAGAAUCAGACUGCAGAAGCUGGGCAGGACGCCCAGACACAGGGUGGUGUGGCCUUCAGUGAUGUGGCUGUCUACUUCUUGAGGGAGGAAUGGAGACUGCUUGAUGCCUCUCAGAGGCGUCUGUACCACCAGGUGAUGAUGGAGGUCUUUGUUCUCAUGUCCUCAUCAGGACUCGUGUCUUCUGGGACUGACAUCACUCAGCUGGGGUCUUCAGGAGAUCACUUCAUCCCUGCCCUGAGAUUUUUGACUCCAAGCGUGAGAAGACUACCCCUGUCCAUGGACCCAACAACCCAGCAGAAUCAGACUGCAGAAGCUGGGCAGGACGCCCAGACACGGGGUGGUGUGGCCUUCAGUGAUGUGGCUGUCUACUUCUUGAGGGAGGAAUGGAGACUGCUUGAUGCCUCUCAGAGGCGUCUGUACCACCAGGUGAUGAUGGAGGUCUUUGUUCUCAUGUCCUCAUCAGGACUCGUGUCUUCUGGGACUGACAUCACCCAGCUGGGGUCUUCAGGAGGUCACUUCAUCCCUGCCCUGAGAUUUUUGACUCCAAGAGUGGAGCCUGCAAAGAUACCUUGUGAGCAGACUCUCUCGACGACAGAUGGAAGGCUUAACAUGACCACGCCCCGACGGCAGCAACUGAGCGGUGCUGAGAAACCCUUAGGAAGAGCAGAGGGCACAAUUGCAGUUAUGAAGACAAACAGAAGUGACCCAUCAGAGAAAACUUUACAACCCACGGACAAUGCAACGGACCAGCGCCCUGUCUCGGGGCUUCAUGGGCACCGUCUGACUCACAGUGAUGGGGAGCACCCCAGGAGCACCAAGCGACAAAAGGGCACUCACAGUGAGAAGGGGAACUGCAAGUGCUGCGACUGUGGCAAAUCCUUCAGCUGCAAGUCGCUGCUUAUUCGACACCGGAGGAUACACACUGGAGAAAAGCCUUUUAAGUGUAGCGAAUGCGACAGGUCCUUCAUCCAAAAGGCCGAUCUGAAUCAACACUCGAAAGUUCACACUGGAGAAAAGCCCUUCAGAUGCAGCGAAUGUGGCAAAGAUUUCAAACACAGUCGCUCCCUCGUUGGACAUCAAAGAUUUCAUACUGGAGAGAAACCUUAUAAAUGCAACCAGUGUGGGGAAUCGUACAUGAACAGGUCCAGCCUCAUGCACCAUUAUCUGGUUCAUACUGGAGAAAAGCCUCACAAGUGCGGCGAGUGCGGAAGAUUAUUUAAGGAGAAAUCCAGCCUCAGGUACCACUCCCGGGCGCACACCGGAGAGAGGCCUUUCCAGUGCAGUCAGUGCAGGAAGUGCUUCAAAAAAAACUCACACCUCGAGAAACACAAAAAAAUUCAUAGCAGGGGGAAACCCUUUAAGUGUAAUGUGUGCGGGAGAUUCUUUACCAUGAGGUACGUCCUGGUCAAACAUCAGAGAUUUCACACCGCCUCGAAGCAUCAUGAGUGCAAGGAAUGUGGGAAAGUGUUUUGCUACAAGACAGGACUUUCUAGACACCGUAAGAUUCACACUGAAAAAAGUAUCGAGGGCAGUGAACAUGGGAAAUAGUUCCAUGAUCUACCCUGUCUACACAAGAGGACGUUUGUGGAACAGGGUCAAGAGUGCUUCAGAUGUGGGGAGCCUUCACCCCCAAUUCAUCCUGUUCAACUGGAGACCAGGUCAGAGUGCAGGGACGCAUCGUGAACCCACUGAUGCUGGGGAAGCCUUACAGCAAAGACUGCUCUUAGUAGCCACACGGGCACCACCCAGAUAGGUUUGUGAACGCAGGGAACAGAGAAAGCCCCAGCCGUAGACCAGCUUGUUGAGCCGUAGGAGCGAACGGGACUUUGAACAGAGAAGUUCUGAGAGUGGCCUUUGUGAGGGGGCCAGUCGUUGAAAGUUACUCAGCAAAGAAGAAAACAGAGGCAAGAUGGGAAUUAUUGCCAUCUUCUUAUUCCUAAGAAGUUAAUGCUUUCUGGGAACUUGGCAAGAGGAAGCUGUGUUCUUGACUGCACCGGUGUGCAGUGGAGACAGUCUCCGUGUUUGAGUGGGGGAGGGAGACAGUGACCUGUUUUAAAUAAGACAUGUUUGUUGUUGUUUGUUUAUUGGUUGUCCUUUGUGGAGGAAAACCUCACUGAAUAUUGCAGUCCCUGGGACAAAUGAUCAUUUACUGCAGUCUUCAUGACUCCUGGGUUCCUAAGUGUCACUGAUUUUGUUGGAGACCUUAUACUCUCUUGUGGGCAUAUAACCCAUCUGUUUUAAAUAUUUAUUGUUUUCUCGGGUGUAUUUUGUCUGCAUAUAUGUAUAUACACUGAAUACAGGCCUGGUGGGUAUGAAGACUCGGAACAAGGCCUUGGGUUCCUGGAACAGGAGUUACAGAUGGGUGUGGCCAGCCUGUGUGCUGGCAAUGAUCCCGGGUCCUCCACAAGGGCAGCAUGCAGACUUAUGCUCUGAGCCCUCUCUCCAGCCCAACUUUUAAGAAGUUACCAAAUUCUGUUCUAAGUGACUGUGUGUUUCAGAUUUCCUCCUGCAACAUAUCAGCUACCGGUUCCUCACAUCCUCCCUGACACUCUGUAAGCCACGUGGUGUUCAUUUGAAUCAUUUUAGUAGCUGUGUGGUAACAUG